Molecule: messenger RNA, 5346 nt
Organism: Arabis nemorensis
Lineage: Eukaryota; Viridiplantae; Streptophyta; Magnoliopsida; Brassicales; Brassicaceae
Source: the annotation of a GenBank genome assembly
AUGAGCCUCCGCCACCGCACCGUCCCGUCACAAACCGGACGGCCGUUGGCGGCGGAAGCUGCCGGAAUCGAAGAGGAGCCUUACAAUAUCAUUCCCGUCAACAAUCUCCUCGCCGACCAUCCUUCUCUCCGUUUUCCAGAGGUUCGUGCUGCCGCUGCCGCUCUUAAAACCGUCGGUGACCUUCGUCGUCCACCGUACAUUCAAUGGCGUUCCCACUACGAUCUCCUUGACUGGCUCGCUUUGUUCUUCGGGUUUCAAAAGGAUAACGUUCGUAACCAGCGUGAGCAUAUGGUGCUUCAUCUCGCUAAUGCUCAGAUGCGUCUCACGCCACCUCCGGAUAAUAUCGACUCUCUCGAUUCCGCAGUUGUUCGUCGGUUUCGAAAGAAGCUUCUAGGUAACUACUCUAGCUGGUGUUCUUAUUUGGGUAAAAAAUCGAAUAUCUGGAUCUCAGAUCGGAACCCUGAUUCACGACGGGAGCUUCUCUAUGUUGGGCUUUAUCUCCUUAUUUGGGGUGAAGCGGCGAAUCUUCGUUUCAUGCCUGAAUGUAUAUGUUACAUCUUCCAUAACAUGGCUGGGGAGCUCAACAAAAUCCUAGAGGAUUGCCUCGAUGAUAACACUGGUCAACCUUAUUUGCCUUCUCUGUCAGGUGAAAACGCUUUUCUAAACGGUGUAGUGAAACCUAUUUACGAUACUAUCAAAGCUGAGAUUGAGGAGAGCAAGAAUGGGACUGAGCCGCAUUGUAAGUGGAGGAACUACGAUGAUAUCAAUGAGUACUUCUGGACAGAUAGAUGUUUCAGCAAAUUGAAAUGGCCGCUUGAUCUGGGAAGCAAUUUCUUUAAGAGUAGAGGUAAAAGCGUUGGGAAAACUGGUUUUGUGGAGCGUAGGACGUUCUUCUACCUCUACCGUAGCUUUGAUAGGCUUUGGGUAAUGCUUGCUUUGUUCCUUCAAGCCGCCAUUAUAGUAGCUUGGGAGGAAAAGCCGGACAAAGCGUCGGUGAGAGAUCAACUGUGGAAUGCUUUGAAGUCAACAGAUGUUCAGGUUAGACUCUUGACAGUGUUUUUGACAUGGAGUGGUAUGCGACUCCUGCAGGCUGUGCUGGACGGGGCUUCACAAUAUCCCCUCAUUUCCAGAGAGACCAAACGGCUCUUUUUCAGAAUGGUUAUGAAGGUUAUAGCUGCCACAGUUUGGAUCAUAGCUUUCAUAGUCCUCUACACGAACAUCUGGAAGCAGAAAAGGCUAGACAGGCAUCAGUGGUCCAAUGCCGCAACGAACAAGAUCUACCAAUUCCUUUAUGCUGUGGUGGCCUUCUUGGUGCCUGAAAUUCUGGCUUUGGCUCUGUUUAUAAUCCCAUGGAUAAGAAACUUUUUGGAAGAGACCAAUUGGAAAAUAUUCUUUGCUUUAACUUGGUGGUUUCAGGGCAAAAGCUUUGUGGGUCGAGGUUUGAGAGAGGGUUUAGUGGACAACAUCAAGUACUCGACUUUCUGGAUCUUUGUCCUAGCAACAAAGUUCACAUUUAGCUACUUCCUGCAAGUUAAGCCAAUGAUUGAACCCUCGAAGCUGCUGUGGAACUUAAAGGAUGUAAAAUAUGAGUGGCCCCAGUUUUUUGGCAACAGCAAUAGGUUUUCUGUCGUGUUAUUGUGGUUGCCAGUUGUGUUGAUAUACCUGAUGGAUAUCCAAAUUUGGUAUGCAAUCUACUCUUCUAUUGUUGGUGCUGUCGUUGGGCUGUUUGAUCAUCUGGGGGAGAUCAGGGACAUGGAACAACUUAGGCUGAGGUUCCAAUUCUUUGCUAGCGCUAUUCAGUUCAACCUAAUGCCUGAGGAACAACUCCUGAAUGCUAGAGGCUUUGGUAACAAAUUCAAAGACGGAAUUCAUAGAUUGAAGCUAAGGUAUGGAUUUGGGCGGCCGUUUAAGAAACUCGAGUCUAAUCAGGUUGAGGCCAACAAGUUUGCAUUGAUCUGGAAUGAGAUAAUCUUAGCUUUCAGAGAAGAGGAUAUAGUUUCUGAUCGAGAAGUAGAGCUGUUGGAGCUGCCAAAGAAUUCCUGGAAUGUGAGAGUUAUUCGCUGGCCGUGUUUCUUGUUGUGCAACGAGCUUUUGCUUGCUCUGGGCCAGGGCAAAGAGCUGGUUGAUGCUCCUGAUAAAUGGCUGUGGCACAAGAUAUGCAAAAAUGAGUACAGGCGUUGUGCUGUAGUUGAGGCGUAUGACAGUAUCAAGCACCUACUGCUCUCAAUCAUCAAAGUUGACACUGAAGAACAUUCCAUAGUUGUGGUUUUCUUUCAAAUGAUCGAUGAUUCAAUUCAGUCAGAGCUCUUCACCAAGACCUUUAAAGUGGACCUUCUGCCAAAGAUUUACGAAACACUGCAAAAGUUGGUUGGAAUGUUGAAUGAUGAGAAAACGGAUAUUGGACGGGUGGUGAAUGUUUUGCAGUCUCUUUAUGAAAUUGCGACUCGACAGUUCUUUACAGUUAAGAAGACAACUGAAGAUCUUACUAGUGACGGGUUGACUCCUCGUGACCCAGCCUCAAAGCUGCUGUUUCAGAAUGCUAUUAGCCUUCCUGAUGCAAGCAAUGAAGACUUCUAUCGACAGGUUAGGCGAUUACACACAAUUCUCACUUCGAGGGAUUCCAUGCACAGUGUCCCCGUGAAUCUAGAGGCGAGACGGCGGAUUGCUUUCUUCAGCAAUUCGCUUUUCAUGAACAUGCCUCAUGCACCUCAGGUUGAGAAAAUGAUGGCGUUCAGUGUUCUGACGCCGUACUACAGCGAGGAAGUUGUUUACAGCAAAGAACAGCUCCGAAAUGAGACCGAGGAUGGGAUUUCAACCAUGUACUACCUGCAGACAAUUUAUGCUGACGAAUGGAAAAAUUUUAAGGAGCGGAUGCAUAGAGAAGGAAUAAAGACUGAUGAUGAAUUGUGGACAACCAAGCUGAGAGACAUCAGGCUUUGGGCUUCCUACAGAGGUCAGACUUUGGCACGUACUGUUCGGGGAAUGAUGUACUACUACCGGGCUCUUAAGAUGCUUGCUUUUCUUGACUCUGCGUCUGAAAUGGACAUUCGGGAGGGUGCUCAGGAGCUUGGUUCAGUGAGGAGUUUUCAGGGAGAGCUAGGUGGUCGAUUGGAUGGAGUUGAUUCUGAAAAUGACCGAUCUUCCCUAAGCAGAGCAAGUAGUUCUGUGAGUACGCUGUAUAAAGGCCAUGAGUAUGGGACUGCAUUGAUGAAAUUUACAUAUGUUGUGGCGUGCCAGAUCUAUGGGUCUCAAAAAGCAAAGAAGGAGCCUCAGGCAGAAGAGAUUCUGUAUUUGAUGAAGCAGCACGAAGCCCUCCGUAUUGCAUAUGUGGAUGAGGUGCCUGCAGGCAGAGAAGAGACUGAGUAUUACUCCGUUUUGGUGAAAUACGAUCACCGGUUGGAGAAGGAAGUGGAAAUAUUCCGUGUGAAGCUACCUGGUCCGGUGAAACUGGGCGAGGGAAAGCCAGAGAAUCAGAAUCAUGCAAUGAUUUUUACCCGUGGUGAUGCUGUUCAGACCAUUGAUAUGAACCAGGACAGCUAUUUUGAGGAGGCUCUCAAGAUGAGAAAUUUGCUCCAGGAAUUCAGACAUUAUCACGGGAUCAGAAAACCAACUAUUCUUGGUGUCCGGGAGCAUAUCUUCACAGGCUCAGUCUCGUCUCUGGCCUGGUUCAUGUCUGCUCAGGAGACAAGUUUUGUCACUCUUGGUCAGCGUGUUCUUGCAAACCCGCUGAAGGUCAGAAUGCAUUAUGGCCACCCUGAUGUAUUUGACAGAUUCUGGUUUGUGAGUCGAGGUGGCAUCAGCAAGGCUUCCAGGGUCAUAAAUAUCAGUGAGGACAUCUUCGCCGGGUUUAAUUGCACAUUGCGAGGUGGAAACGUCACCCACCACGAGUACAUUCAGGUUGGCAAGGGUCGGGAUGUUGGAUUGAAUCAGAUAUCAAUGUUUGAGGCUAAGGUAGCCAGUGGGAACGGGGAGCAGGUUCUUAGCCGAGAUGUGUACCGGCUCGGUCACAGGCUUGAUUUCUUCAGAAUGUUAUCAUUUUUCUAUACAACGGUUGGGUUUUUCUUCAACACGAUGAUGGUCAUUCUUACUGUUUACGCUUUCCUCUGGGGCCGGGUUUAUCUGGCUCUGAGCGGGGUUGAGAAGUCCGCUCUAGCAGACAGUGCAGACAGCAAUGCAGCGCUUGGGGUGAUCUUGAAUCAGCAAUUCAUCAUUCAGCUCGGUCUAUUCACAGCCCUGCCAAUGAUUGUUGAAUGGUCUCUCGAGGAGGGUUUCCUUCAAGCGAUAUGGAAUUUCAUUCGAAUGCAGAUUCAGCUUUCAUCGGUCUUCUACACAUUCUCAAUGGGGACUAGAGCUCACUAUUUUGGCCGAACCAUUCUCCAUGGUGGAGCAAAGUACAGAGCCACUGGGCGUGGAUUUGUUGUCGAGCACAAGGGAUUCACUGAGAACUACAGACUCUAUUCACGCAGUCACUUUGUGAAGGCCAUCGAGCUUGGGCUGAUCCUGAUAGUUUAUGCUUCUCACAGUCCGAUUGCCAAAAACUCAUUGAUUUACAUAGCCAUGACUAUAACCAGCUGGUUCCUUGUACUUUCAUGGAUAAUGGCUCCUUUUGUGUUUAACCCAUCAGGAUUCGACUGGCUUAAGACAGUCUACGACUUUGAAGAUUUCAUGAACUGGAUCUGGUACCAAGGCAGAAUCUCAACGAAAUCUGAACAAAGCUGGGAAAAGUGGUGGUACGAGGAACAAGACCACCUGAGAAACACUGGGUGGCCAGGAAGACUUGUGGAGAUCAUCUUAGACCUACGGUUUUUCUUCUUCCAGUACGGGAUUGUAUACCAGCUCAAAAUCGCAAGCGGAUCCACCAGCAUUUUAGUCUACGCCCUCUCAUGGAUAUACAUAUUGGCAGUGUUUGUGGUUUUCCUGGUAAUCCAAUACGCCCGUGACAAGUACUCUGCAAAAGCUCACAUACGGUACAGGCUUGUCCAAUUCCUCCUGAUCGUGCUUGGAAUACUGGUGCUAGUUGCUCUGCUCGAGUUCACGCAUUUCAGCUUUGUCGAUAUCUUCACGAGUCUUCUUGCAUUCAUCCCAACGGGCUGGGGAAUCCUGCUGAUCGCACAGGUUGCAAAGCCUAUCAUUAAGAACAGAGUUCUCUGGAACGCUGUAGUCUCUGUUGCUCGCAUGUAUGACAUACUAUUCGGGAUAGUCAUCAUGGUUCCUGUAGCAUUCUUGUCGUGGAUGCCUGGGUUUCAAUCGAUGCAAACGAGGAUCUUAUUCAAUGAAGCAUUUAGCAGAGGACUUCGCAUCAUGCAGAUUGUCACUGGGAAGAAAUCAAAAGGCGAUGGAAUCUAA